Molecule: messenger RNA, 2571 nt
Organism: Phascolarctos cinereus (koala)
Lineage: Eukaryota; Metazoa; Chordata; Mammalia; Diprotodontia; Phascolarctidae
Gene: OTUD1
Product: OTU deubiquitinase 1
Biological process (GO): protein K63-linked deubiquitination
Molecular function (GO): cysteine-type deubiquitinase activity
Source: RefSeq, a predicted model, not a curated record
UGGGCCGCGGCCCCCUGGAGCCCGGAGGGCGUGUCCCCCCGCCGGGGGCUCGCCGCGCCUAUAAGGGGCCGGAGCGGCGGCGGCGCGGACAUGCAGCUCUACAGCCCGGGCUUCAGCCACUACCCCUCGGGGGGACCCGCCGCCGCCCCCUCCCCGCCCUCGGCGGCCACCGCCCCCUUCAAGGUCUCCUUGCAGGCUCCGGACGCCGCCGCCGCCGAGGCCGCCGGCGCUGAGUGCCUGCCCGUCGCCCCUCCGGCCGCCGAGUCCCGAGAGGCCGCCGCCGCCACCGCGAUGCCCGCCUUCUCCUCGUGCUUCGAGAUGGUGCCGCCGGGCGCCGCCGCCCCUGCAGCCGCCGCUGUCGGCGGGUCGUGCAAGCCGCCGCUGCCCCCGCCGCCGCCUCCGCCGCCGCCGCACUACACGUCCACGGCGCAGAUGAGCGUGCGCUGCCUGGGCCCCGAGCGCCGGCCGCCCGAGCCGCCGCGCCGCUGCUCGUCGUCCGCCUGGCUCCUGGAGGAGCUGCUCAAGCCGGGCCCCGAGGCCGGCCCACGCCCGGACGGGCCCGAGCGAAACUUCCGUCUGAGCGAGCACCAGCAGGCCCUGGCCGCCGCCAGGCCCCGCGCCGCCGCCGCCCCGGAGCCCCGCGAGGGCAGCCCCCGGCGCUGGGAGGCUGCCUCGGCCGCGCCCCGGGCCCGCGCCGAGCCGGCCCCCGCGCCCCGCGCCCCGGAGCCCCCAGGCCGCGGCGCCCCCUCCCCCGGCGCGGCGGCCCCCGCGGGCCCCAAGGACGAGAAGCUGGCCCUGUAUCUGGCCGAGGUGGAGCGGCAGGACAAGUACCUGCGGCAGAGGAGCAAGUACCGUUUCCACAUCAUUCCCGACGGCAACUGCCUGUACCGGGCCGUGAGCAAGGCGGUGUCGGGCGACCAGAGCCAGCACCGGGAGCUGCGAGAACAGACCGUGCACUACAUCGCCGACCACCUGGACCACUUCGGCCCCCUCAUCGAGGGCGACGUGGGCGAGUUCAUCAUCGCCGCGGCGCAGGACGGGGCCUGGGCCGGCUACCCGGAGCUGCUGGCCAUGGGGCAGAUGCUCAACGUUAACAUCCACUUAACUACGGGAGGGCGGCUGGAGAGCCCCACGGUCUCCACCAUGAUCCACUACCUGGGCCCCGAGGACUCGCUCCGGCCUAGCAUCUGGCUGAGCUGGCUCAGUAACGGGCACUACGAUGCUGUGUUCGAUCACUCGUACCCCAACCCGGAGUAUGACAAUUGGUGCAAGCAAACUCAAGUGCAGAGGAAGCGGGACGAAGAGCUCGCCAGGUCCAUGGCCAUCUCCCUGUCCAAGAUGUACAUUGAGCAGAACGCCUGCUCCUGAGAGGGCCAGCUGGGGGGGAAUGCGCUUACUCGGUUUGCGUUUGGAAAUUUACACUGAUUCUAAUCAGGGUUACAGCACUUUUUAAACUUACUAGAUUUACUGUAGGUGUGAUGCCUUAAUCAUUUUGUUGGAACAAAAUUUUUUUUCCCCGGAGCUGAAGGUUGCAGCGCACCUGAAUGAUGUUUUAUGAUAGCCUUGAGUAGUCUUAAUGCUAUUUAUAAUUUGUUGUAUAAAGUUAGCACCACUUUAUUUGCAAGCUGAUUUUCUCAUAGUGUAUAUUUGUUUAUUCCUGGUAAUCUAUUUUCUAUAAAAAUGUAUUUUUGCACAAUAUUUUUUAAGAUUGGUGUACCUCCAUUUAUGAUGUCUCAUUUUGGCAAAUGGCUUUUGGGCAGAGACCCAGAGAAGUACUUUGUAUAAAGCUUAUUUUGUACAGAAUUUGUGUUCUUUUAUGCUAUGUGGGAUUUGAACUUUACAUUUAUUCUUUCAAAUGAAAUUGAUGUCAUUGGUGUUACCAGAUAAUUGAUCCAUUCCAUCUUGAGGAGAAGAAUUUCUUGAUUGGAAACUGUAGGAUUCUUUAAGAAAAGGAAAAGCUUUUAAAAAAAAUUGGGGGAUAGGAAAUGAGGUAGAGGAAAAACAUUUUGUCUAAAGGGCAGAACAAGUUCUGACUGAUUGAGGUCCAUGUUCAUUGGUAUAGUGAUUCUGUACUUUGAUUACUGUGUAAAGUGGCCUCUGAUUGUCUGGUGCUCAGUUUUAUUUAUUUUUCAUUUGUUACAAUAGGAUUUUAACAUAGGAUAAAAUGUGGUAACAAGAUAAUAGUCUUCUGCUUUUAUAAUAAGUGUCUCUGAUUCACCUUGGGUAUUUUGAAAUUAACAGUAUAAAUGCCCUUGACAGCAAUUAAAUUGUGGCAGGAGAAUAUUAUCUUUGUACUUUGUUCCUUUGAAAUACUUUCAAGGAUAAAAUGGAAUUGUCUGGUGUUAUGUAAAGCUAUCUGAAAAGAGCUUGUAUGGUUUGCUGGGUCAAACGUUUCCAACUUAAAAGCUAUCUUGUUUCCAAUUUUAACUACUUUUAGUCAUAUUUAUUAAGUAAUGCAGUUUGUACUUUUUUAUUUUGUAAUAUUUUGUGAUUUUUUUGACUUUUUACUGUAUUUGUAUAAUAGGACUAUUCUCAGCUAAUGGAAUGAAUAAAUGCAUACUUUUAAUUUUA